GGCGUCACAAGUCCAGUCUGCGUUCUGCGUCCGAUCCGAACGCUGCUCAGUUGUGUGCGCCCGGUGUUUCAGUUCUGUUUUGAAGUUGAUAAUUUCUGUUGGAGAAGUUUAGUGCUAGGAUGUCGAAAGGCAGGUCCGGUGCGGCAGAUAACGGCCCGGCCGGCUAUGAGUGGGAGUACGCCAGGAAAAAGGACGACAGAACCAAAUGGGAGAAGAUCAAGCAGGGCAUUUGGAACCCAGAGAAGCACCAGUUCCUCGGAAGAACUGCCAAAAGUUGGGGUGGAAUCAUCACUUUCUACCUCAUUUUCUACGUUGUCCUAGCUGUAUUCUUCGCCAUUUGUAUGAAGAUUUGGAUGGGUGCUAUUGAUGACAGGUAUCCAACAUGGCAGCUCGAGGAGUCAAUUAUUGGAACAAAUCCAGGAAUGGGUUUCCGUCCUCUGCCUUCAAGUGCUGAUGAAGGUUCUCUCAUUUGGUAUCAAGCAAAAAACAAAACAAAUAUUGAUUCAUGGGUCAAUAAUAUCAACAAAUUCCUAACAAAAUAUAACAACUCAGAAAAACUGCCCCAACAAGGACACAAUCAGAUCAUAUGCCAUUAUGAUCGGCCACCCCAGCCGAACAAAGUCUGUGCGGUUGAUAUCAACAGCAAAGCAUGGGGACCUUGUGUUGAAAAGGAAAAUUACGGGUUCACCAGUUCCAGUCCGUGCAUCUUUCUCAAAUUGAACAGGAUAUACGGAUGGGUACCUGAAUACUACAACGAUACAAAAAAUUUGCCCUCAGAAAUGCCAGAAUCGUUAGUUAAUCAUAUCAAAAGCAUAAACGAUACCAAUGAGUUGAACACAAUCUGGGUGAGUUGUUAUGGAGAAGGACCGGCUGACAGAGAAAACUUGGGACCGAUUCAGUAUUAUCCUCGGCAAGGAUUUCCAGGCUACUUCUAUCCUUACAAGAACGUCGAGGGAUACCUCAGUCCAUUGGUGGCUAUUCAUCUGCAGAGACCAGCAUUGCACUCACUGAUCAACAUCGAGUGUCGCGCUUGGGCUAAGAACGUGCUCUACAAACGAAGUUUACACAACCGGGAGGGAUCAGUCCAUUUUGAAUUGAUGAUUGACUAGAUAUUGUGAUAG
This is a messenger RNA of Nilaparvata lugens (brown planthopper), 1121 nucleotides long. RefSeq names its product sodium/potassium-transporting ATPase subunit beta-2. The coding region runs from base 120 to 1109 and encodes 329 amino acids. Gene Ontology annotation, molecular function: ATPase activator activity. The record is from RefSeq and is a predicted model, not a curated record. The transcript is spliced from 7 exons. NCBI's taxonomy places the organism in Eukaryota, Metazoa, Arthropoda, Insecta, Hemiptera, Delphacidae. Gene Ontology annotation, biological process: intracellular sodium ion homeostasis; potassium ion import across plasma membrane; sodium ion export across plasma membrane. Gene Ontology annotation, cellular component: sodium:potassium-exchanging ATPase complex.